Dermochelys coriacea (leatherback sea turtle) is the source of this 996-nucleotide messenger RNA. RefSeq lists its product as uncharacterized. Bases 39 to 716 code for a protein of 225 amino acids. The record is from RefSeq and is a predicted model, not a curated record. The transcript is spliced from 2 exons. Lineage: Eukaryota; Metazoa; Chordata; Testudines; Dermochelyidae.
AAAGAAAUGCAAAUACAUAUGCCAAAGUCUCCAGGGCCAUGAUGGAAAGAGGCUACUCCAGGGACACAGAGCAGUGUCGUACAAAAAUCAAGGAGCUCAGGCAAGCGUACCAAAAAGCCAAGGAGGUGAAAGGGCACUCUGGGUCACAGUCCCAUACAUACCGCUUCUACUGUGAGCUGCAUGCAAUUAUGGAGUGUGAUGCCACCACUACCCCAACAAUGUCCGUGGAUACCUGCAAGGGGGGAGUUGCACAGAGCAAGGAGGAUGAGUUAUUGGAGGAUGAAGUGGAGGAGGAGGAGGAGGACAGUGCACAGGUGACAAGUGGGGAAUCCGUUUUCUCCUCUAGCCAGGAACUAUUAUUAACGCUAGAGCCAACAGCCUCCCCCCACUCCCAAGGCGGGCUCCCGGACCAUGACCCUGGAGAAGGCACUUCUGGUGCAAAUGUUUCAACGUGGCCCCUAUCUACUCCGUCCCAGAGGCUGGUCCAGAUUAGAAGGUGGAAAAAACGAACUAGGGACGACAUGUUUGCCAACCUCAUACAGUCUUCCUGCACUGAUAGGGCCCAGCUGAAUGUGCGGAGGCAAACAAUUGCGGAGUCCCAUAAAGCGUUAAAUGAACACGAAGAGAGGAGGGACACACACGAUGAGAGCAGGCAGGAUGCCUGCUCAAGCUCAUGGGGGAGCAAACCGACAUGCUCCACUGUAUGGUGGAUCUAAUGUGGGAAAGGCAGCAAGACCACAGCCUGCCGCUGAAGCCCCAGUAUAACCGCCCUCCCUCUUCCCCAAGUUCCAUAGCCUCCUCACCCAGAUGCCCAAGAACACGGGCGGGGAGGCUACGGGGACCCACACACUCAACCACAGAGGAUUUCACAAGCACCAGAAGGCUGGCAUGUCCAAAAUUUUGAUUUGGUUUCUGGACUUGUCCUUCCCUCCUCCUCCACCCUCCUAACCCAACACCCCUCCCUCCCUGGUCUACCUUCUGAUUUCUCUCUAUGUG